AUGUUUCAUCCCAUCAACACCAACAACCCAUCACCACCACCCAACACAACCAGCUACCACCCACCACCACUAACCACCCAUCACCACCAAACACUACCACCCACCACUCACCACCACCACCAUCCACCAACCAUAAUAUACCACCCAUCACCAUAUACCCACCACCAUCCACCACAUACUACAACCACCACCACCAUCCACCAAGCACUACUAACAACCACACAUCACCACAACCUACAAUCUAAUACCACCACCCACCUCCAUAUCCACCCGUCACCACCGCCAACGACCACCCACCUCCACCAUCCCACUCAUCACCCUAUAAAACCACCACCCAUCAUCAACCCACCACCACCAUCACCACUCAUCACCCUCACCCGCCUCUACUAUUAUCAUUACCACCAUGCCACCCGCCACUCCCACUACCAACCACCACCUACAACUACCACCUAUCACUGUCACCCACGUUCAUCACCCACUACCCCACCCCCACCUUCAUGUACCACCUAUCACCGUCAACCACCACCACCCACCACUAGCACCAACCAACACCUGCAACCACCAUCAGCACCACCUGUCACCCGUAACCACCAUCCACCACUACCACCAAUCAUCUCCGCAACCACCAUCAUCACCACCCGCCUUGCCAACUUAUCACCACCACCUUACACGACACCUAUCAAAAUCACUCAUCACCCCUACCACCCCCAACACCAACCACCAUUACCCAUCAUCUCCACCCGACUCCACCGCCCCACCCACCAUCCGCCACCACCAUGCCCACCACUAACAGCCACCAUUAUCCACAACCAUCAUCACCACCAUCACUUACCACCACCACCCACCACCACUAAACAUCACCACCCACCACUCCACCUAUCACCACCAAACAUCACCACACGUCACUACUAUCCAUCACCAACACCCUUCAUUACACAUCCAUCAACACCACAACCACCGACCCACCAACCCACCAACCACCCACCCCAAUGGUUGUUCUCAUAUAAAUAA
Messenger RNA from Lactuca sativa (garden lettuce), 1011 nucleotides. The record is from RefSeq and is a predicted model, not a curated record. Lineage: Eukaryota; Viridiplantae; Streptophyta; Magnoliopsida; Asterales; Asteraceae.